AUGGAAUAUAUUUUAAGUAACAAAGAAAUUAAAAGAGUCAUAGAAAAAAAUGAAGUAUACUAUUCUGUUAUUGAAUUAAAUGAUGUUCUUUAUUUAAAUAACAAACUAUAUAGAAGGAUAGAACAAUUGCAAAAUUUGCAAAAUUUAAAAACGUUAUAUUUGAAUAACAAUGCUUUAGAAUACAUAAAUGGACUCGAUUGUUGUACAAAUUUAAUUGCAUUAUAUCUUAAUUGUAAUAAAAUUUCCAAAAUUGAAAACUUGGAUUCUUUAAAAAAACUAAGAAUAUUAAAUUUAGAAGAUAACAACAUAUAUGAAAUAGAAAAUCUAGAUAAUUUAAUUUAUUUAGAAGAUUUAAAUUUAAGUAACAAUUGUAUAGGAAGUAAAGGUUUUUCUAAUAUUGCAAAUUUACAAAAAAACAAAAAUUUAUCUAUUUUAAAUCUAAGCAAUAAUCAAAUAAAUGAAGACAUUUUAGAAAAUUUAGUUCAUUUAAAUAAUUUAUCAAUUUUAUAUUUAAUGAAUAAUCCAAUAUUAAUGAAAUACAAAAAUUAUAGAAAAUUAUUUAUUCAUAAACUAAAGAUAUUAACUUUUCUUGAUUAUAAACCAAUUAAAAAAGAAGAAAGAAGGUGUGUUGAAGCUUUUUUUGAAGGUGGUUUUAAAAAGGAACAAGAAGAAAUGGAAAAAAUAAAUAAACAGAAAAAAAUAAAACAUGAAAAUGCCGUAGAAUGUAUAAAAUUUCAUAAAUAA
Messenger RNA from Plasmodium relictum, 744 nucleotides. RefSeq names its product leucine-rich repeat protein, putative (gene LRR4.1). NCBI's taxonomy places the organism in Eukaryota, Apicomplexa, Aconoidasida, Haemosporida, Plasmodiidae. Bases 1 to 744 code for a protein of 247 amino acids. Gene Ontology annotation, molecular function: protein binding. The record is from RefSeq and is a predicted model, not a curated record. The transcript has 6 exons.